Silurus meridionalis is the source of this 6182-nucleotide messenger RNA. RefSeq names its product phosphodiesterase 1C, calmodulin-dependent a (gene pde1ca). NCBI's taxonomy places the organism in Eukaryota, Metazoa, Chordata, Actinopteri, Siluriformes, Siluridae. The record is from RefSeq and is a predicted model, not a curated record. Gene Ontology annotation, biological process: signal transduction. Gene Ontology annotation, molecular function: 3',5'-cyclic-nucleotide phosphodiesterase activity.
UUAGAGCUCUCAGAGGGGUAUUGCAGAGGGGGCAGCCCACCUGCACCCCAAAACUUCUAAUUCUUUAUCCUGAGCAACUUGAUGCACACACACACACACACACACACACACAAACACACCCACCACAUGUUUCUCUGGAUCGAGAGAUAAGUUGUUGAUACUCUCCAAAUGUGCACCACGUCUAUGUUCAAGGGACACUUGCAGAAGACUUACAGCAACAACUGAAGAACUUAAUUAUUAAAGGAAGAUGACAGAACCCAGCUCCAAAAAACAAGGAUUUAAAAAAUGCCGGAGUGCCACAUUCAGCAUCGACGGAUUCAGCUUCACGAUUGUGGCAAAUGAAACAGGAGAAAGUCCUCCCAGGCCCCUGGCCCGCUUUGCACGCUCCAAGUCCCAAAAUGCCUUGUGGAAUGCGAUAACAGCCGGCAUCGGGAUCAGAGACAAAGACAAGAGAGGGAUAUUAAUUGACCCACGCAGUCCUGAGGAGAUCCUCGCUGAUGAGUUGCCUGCGGUAGACAGUCCUGAUGCCAUGGAGAAGACUGCAAUCAGAUUAAGAUGCCUGGUGAAACAGUUAGAGCGGGGUGAAGCCUCUGUUGUUGACCUAAAGAAGAACUUGGAGUAUGCAGCGUCUGUACUGGAGUCAGUGUACAUUGAGGAAACACGACGACUGGUGGACACAGAAGAUGAGCUCAGUGACAUACAAUCAGAUUCAGUGCCUUCAGAGGUACGGGAUUGGCUGGCCUCCACCUUUACGAGACAGAUGGGGUUGAUGCUCAGGCGGACGGAGGAGAAGCCACGUUUCCGCAGUAUUGUUCACGCUGUGCAGGCUGGGAUAUUUGUAGAAAGGAUGUACCGGCGGACGUCCAACAUGGUGGGAUUAAGCUAUCCGCCCAGCGUGAUCACAGUACUAAAGCAUGUGGAUACAUGGUCAUUUGAUGUGUUUGCACUGAAUGAUGCAAGUGGAGAUCAUGCACUGAAAUUUAUAUUUUAUGAGCUCCUCACCAGAUAUGACCUAAUCAAUCGCUUCAAGAUCCCGAUCUCUGCACUGGUGUCAUUUGUAGAGGCUGUGGAAGUAGGCUACACUAAACAUAAAAACCCCUACCAUAAUCUUGUCCAUGCAGCAGAUGUCACUCAGACUGUACACUACUUUUUGCUCAAGACAGGCAUGGUGCACUGGAUGACAGAGUUAGAAAUCUUUGCAAUGAUAUUUGCAGCAACAAUACAUGAUUAUGAACACACUGGGACCACUAACAACUUCCACAUACAAACAAGAUCAGACACUGCAAUAUUGUACAAUGACCGUGCAGUGCAGGAGAACCAUCACGUCAGUUCUGCUUAUCGACUUUUACAGGAGGAUGAUGAAAUGAAUAUACUCUAUAACUUAUCAAAAGAUGACUGGAGAGAGUUCCGAACACUGGUAGUCGAGAUGGUUUUGGCCACUGAUAUGUCCUGUCACUUUCAGCAGGUCAAAGCCAUGAAAAACUUCCUGCAGCAGCCAGAGGCGAUUGACAAACCAAAGGCUUUAUCACUGUUGCUGCACACUGCAGACAUCAGCCACCCUGCCAAAAAGUGGGAUUUGCAUCACCGCUGGACCACAUCUCUGCUGGAGGAGUUCUUUCGACAGGGGGAUAAAGAGGCAGAGUUGGGCCUUGCGUUCUCACCUCUUUGUGACCGUAAAUCCACCAUGGUGGCCCAGUCUCAGAUUGGUUUUAUUGACUUCAUUGUGGAGCCCACAUUCACUGUGCUCUCAGACAUGGCAGAAAUAAUGACUCCACUCAUUGAUGAGGCAUCACGCUCAGGCCUGCCCAGCUUUAGACGCUCCAGCCUGAAUAACAUCCCAUCUGAUGGCAAGCGGGCCAAUGUAAAGAGCACUGGCUCGGAGGGCAGCACCUCUCACAACUGCUCCCUGCUCAGUGUUGACAUCAAGAGUUUCAAGAGUACCUGGAAUGAUGAGGUGCAUCAGAACAGAGAGAAGUGGAAAGCUCAAGCAGCCAAAGAGGAGAUCACCAGUAAGGAGGAAGAAGAGAAAGCCAAUGAGAUGGAUGAUGACAGGAAUCAGGACAUGAGUGAACAAAAAACGGACACAGAGCAUGACAAAGACACGACUGAGAAAGACCCAAAAGACAAAUCCCCCAAAAAAGACACAAAAGAUUCAUCAUUUACAGGACGUAUCAAAGUCAACAGAGAGAGGAGCACAAAACCAGAGCCUGUAGACUCGACCAAGGCCAAAGUGGAGAAGAAAGAGCCCACGGAGCAGCAACCAAAAGAAGUGGAGGGCAAUAAGGACCCAGGGGGAGUGAAUGGAACUAAACCAGAGCCUGCUAAUGAGCAGGUCGAUGCAAAAGAUCCGGACAGCAGCAGUGAUACAGAAAAUAGCCAGCAAGUUCAAAACGGGGAAGAGCUGGACUUACCCGACAGUGACGACAAUGACACAAAGAGCUUGGAUGAUGCAGACGAGGAUCACAGCACUCAUGAAAGUUCAGCCACCUCGCUAGUAGCCAGUGCUGCAGCUGCCUCCACGCCUGAUGCACACUAACCACUCUUUCAUUUCUCAACAAGGACUUCAUCUGCUGGGCAAUGCUCUCAUUCCUGCACAAUAGCACCAUCUGGUGUUCGUGUUGAUAUGUAGAGAAUUGUGUUUCUUUUUUUUUUUUAGUUUCCUGUUGCUUAGAUUUGUUUUUGUUUUUGUUUUUUGUUUUUUUUUGCAAAUAGCAAAUUUCCUUUUUUCCUUUUAUAAUUUUCUUUUUGUUGCCUAAUUCUCUCCUGAUUUUACUAAUGGCUUAACUCUCAGGCUGGGUGUUCCAAUGAUACCCAAAAAAUGGGUGUGCAGCACGCAGACCUUGGCCUAGAGUUAACCCAACACAGGGUCAUAUUAGCCUGUUGGAUGUUGCCAUACAGGCACAGAGAGUCUAUAAGCAGUGAAGCCAGAAGGGAGCAUAUGGCAGUAUGUCCAUUGUGGUAUCCUCCCAGCUGAGCUCUCCCUAGAGAUGAUGUACGCACAUCACCCACACACACACACACACACACACACACACACACAAUUACAUAUAGCCGACUGCCGAGGAUCUAAAGCUUCACAUGUUACAGAAUUGUUCAGACAUUGCCAGAGACAGGCACAGACACACAAAUCUUAGAACUGACACUCAGCCGGCUGAACUGGGCUUUGUUUUCCAUUGGAAUGCUCUUCCUCUAAAAGAACCCAGAUCUGAAUUCAGAUUUGUAUGAAAAAAAAGAUGUGCACUUAUACAUGUUUUGUUGUAAUUCUCUGUACGUAACUACCUGGUUGAUAGGCAUUGUGUCCUGUAAAAUAUGCUGGUCAGGACUAGCUCUCAGUCGGAAAAAGCAGUAUUACAUUAACAUGCGUUCUUGUUAACGCUUUAAUUUACAGCACAUGUUUUGCUGAUUGAUGUGACAUCUGUUUGUCUCUGAUGAAACAUGCGAUUUUGCUUGUAUAAUGUCGCUUGGGUUAUAGAACGGGGUUUUUUUUUGUUUGUUUAUUGUUUGUGUUAUUUGCCUGUAAAUCAGUUCUAAGUGCUUCAGUUGUAAUAAGCUAAAAAUGUGUAAAUCUGAUAGAUGCCAUUUGGUAUUUCUAUUUUGCCAAAAUACUAUAGAGUUAUGUUGUACAAUAUAUUCAUGUGAACAUAAAAAUAUUUUAAUACAUAGAGCAGGACAGUUUAACCUCCUAAUCUAAUGACCGUACCUGUGGCCAGGUUUCCAUUUCUCCAGUAUGGUAAGCUGCAUUUGUUACUCUAUAGACACUGUACAAGCUGCAAAGCCAUCUUUCGUACAGUUUUGCUUGACGCCUCAUUGUUAAAAGUUUCAGUCUAUCAGAACCUGUAAUAUAGUACAUGUACUUUCUAACCUGAACAGUCAGUUGGAUUUCUCAAGCAUUCUGUAUGUAUUUAUUGUAUAUAAAUAAGAAAAUAUUAUUUAUAACCAGUUGUGUACAGGUACAGUCAGUAGACUGAUCGCUGCAAUCAGCAGUAAACUUUAGACAUAUUAAGAAGUGGAAGGUCAGCAGCAUUGUAAGUUAUCCGAGUUAUUUUGAUUGAAGUGUAUUAUAGAGGGGAUAACAUUUUUAUUUUUCAUGGAGACUGGAUUUGUUCUUCUCCAGCUUUUUCGCAGACUGUUUCAUCUUUCAAACGAUGAGGAAAAACAAAUCGUACCACUUCCUUUGAUGCACUUAAUUAGAAUUCUUCAGUAAAUGAGCCGCCACAACUUAUUCUAGAUCGUUAUUCCCAAGCCAUAAUGAUUUCUGUGCAUUCAUGUUUUUUGUAUUUGAAACUGAAAUUCCAACAUUUGCUACUAACCAUUUUUUUAAAAAUAGACAUUAUAUGGAGGCUAUUAGGAACAAACUGCAAGUGAUAAAGCUGAAUGUAAUUGAAAGCACAUACUCACUGUGCAUCAAGAUUUGUGUACAAUUUUGCAAGGUUUUUUUUUCUUUGGUGAUAUAUGUUAAAUAGUCAAACAAACUCACUGUGUAAAAUAUUAUUGCUGCCUUUACCAAAGAGAUAAAGAUUUAUUUUGUAGAUGAAAUUCUUAUCUUUUCCCAUAGCACAACCCGGUUGAGAAGAAAAAGUGUCAUGAGAUACUGUGCAAGUUGUUUUUAUGAAGUUUAUUACAUUUAACAAUAAUUGCUGCCUUAAAUUAAUUUUAUUGUACCACUGAUGUGUGAUUUCUCAAAACCUCAAUGUAGUAUCAGCUGUUUAUUUUUUGUUCCUUGAGGAAAGCUGUUUUUUUUUUCUUCACAAGAAUGUAAGUUCAUUGUCAGUCCCUGUGUGCCAAUCAUUUUUUUCAGUUGUGUGUUAUGAGAAAAAUAUUUAGUCUAAUUUCUAUUCGUGUAGUGUUCAGUGAAAAGCAGGCAAUCAUGCAAACAGUCACCAGUGUCCUCCUUUUCAGUCUCUAACCAUCUGUAAAUUCACUGUUUUAAGCGAUGUAGUAAGCCUACAUCACACUGUUAUGGUUCUGCUGAUAAUAAAUGUGAGUGAAUUGAUUUUUCCUCAUUUCCUGUCACCAGCAAGCUCAGUAGGCUGAUAUAGAGCUGGGCAUAGAAUUAUAACCUGUUGACAACAGUACUGUACAAAAGUCUUAGGCACAUGUUAAGAAAGUAUGUAAUGCAAAUAUGCUUUAAAUAUAUUAACAUUUAUAAAAAAAAAAAAAAGAUUAUAUCGGAAAAAAAGACAUAUUUGGGCAAUGAUCAAACUUUAACUUUAAGAUGUUAUCAAAUCUCUUAGGGGUGCCAUUUUUAUGAGGAAAAUGGUUGGUUGGUAAUCUUGCAAUGGCCCUUCUUUAGACUUUGCUCAUUAUGUUCUGGCACAAAAGCCUUGUUUUCUGAAAAGUGGUCUGCAACAUUCAAUGUUCUGGGAAACCCAUGAAAGAAUGCCUUCAAGACUUUUGCACAAUACCCGAAAAACAUGCCUAGUGUUGCUAAUACAAUCCAAAUGGCUGUUAUAUUUUCUUUUGGCAUUAAAGGUCACUUUGAGAGCAUUGUUGCCCUCAGGGGUGAUAUGACUGAUAGACCUGUUAUCUGCAAAGCAUGCGAAUUACAUUUCUGUUUGCUUACUAACCGCUCACCUCAUCAGGAAUCUGCUGUGAAAUGCAGUGUGCAGUGAAAUAGUCUCAGUAGAAAAGUACAGUGAAAUAUUGCCUUAAUGAAUUUGUUUUUAAUUCUGCUUUUAUAAUGACAACGGUGUUUAGAUCAGUUUUAAGAUAACGUACCAUCACUUUUAAAAGUUUUUAUGGGCAAAUGUGUAUAGGUGUGAUAAUAAUAAUAAUUAAAAAAAAUAAUAAAAUACCUGAACUUCUAGUGAAAAAUAAAAUGUGAACUCUGGUUAUUAGGAUCAGACUUCGUUAAUAAAGACAACUUAGUGCCACCCUCUGUAGGUCAUCUUAUGAACUGCAUGAGAAACCAUGAAAAUCUGUUUUCGUUUUGUUUGUUUGUUUUAAAUGCUCAGUUUUGUGCACUUUUCCCAAACAUAAGCCAUAUAAAUAACCGAAUUAUGUGUAUUCUUUGCGAGUUUGCCAUAUUUAGACUCCACACUUAUGUCCUGUUUAAACCCUUUUAUCCCCAAAUAAGGGCAACAUUCAUAAACCAGGAGAAACACAUAUUGGUGCAAUCCUGUUUGUUUCACAUGCUACAUUAUUGCACUGCUGUGCCAAUAAAUCCAAACUCAAAGGGCUCA